UCGAAGACAGGUUGGUUCGGCCGACGCUGGUAGUCGCACGCCGAGACGCAAGAGGUCCUCACCCCGCGGCGUCAAUCGAACACUCGUCGCCCAACCAGGCGGACCCACCAACCAUCCACAAUCACACACCACCCGCUUUUUGUUUUUAUUUGCCGCGUAGAAGACGAAAACACGCGCGAUUCGCAAUAAUUCCAAUCGAAUUUCAACAAAAGUGCGUGUUUAAUAAGGACUUGAGGUGGUUUCGGCAUUCACCCGGGCACAGCGAGAGAGAUACAGGUCCCAGAGAGGCUGUAAGUGUGCAGAGAUCAACCCAAAACACACCUUGAAGAGAAACUAUCAAGGAUACGUAUUCUAAGGAUAUUCGCACAGCAUGAUGGCCGAGACGGUGAAGAAGUCCCGAAUCGUAAGUGACGACGACCUGGAGGAGUCGCUUAUGCAGGAGUUUAACAAGCGCCUAAAGACGUGUAUCAGCAGUGAAGGACUGAACGACGACGACGAGGAGGACGAUGACGACAAUCACUACGAGAAUGUGCAAGUGGUAGCGAGCAAUACCAACAGCAACACCAACGGCAAUCACGAUAAUAUCGAUAGCCUAAUGACUGAUUUACAACUACAACCCCUACAACAAAACGAAAAUUUGUCUGAAUUGUCUUCAUUGGGGACAAAAAACAAACUGGACUCUGUCGAGGAGUUCAUCCAGAUUGAACGGGAAUGUCUCAAUUUGGAAGUGAUGCCUCCCGAAAUUCAACUUGGUGAAAAUAAUGGAAAUGGUAAUGAUCACAUGGUCCAAGUAAGAACCCCGCCUGAUAACGAAGAAGAACCCGAAGCGGAAGGUGAAUAUAAACCCCUACGGACAUUUCCGGUUGUGCAAAACAUCGAAGUUGAUAGCAGUCCAGAGAAAACCGGGAUCACAGCGAGGGAUAGAAUGUUACUAAGCACAGACUCAGCGAGUUGCCUCCUGUUUACUCAGACAGUGACAUCACCAAUGUUGACACCCUCGGAUGAACGCGUGGACUUCAUGAAAGGCUUCACGCAAGCCGGGGAGAGUGCAGAGACAUCCCCACCUACUACCGUAUCAGAAGACCAGGAUCCAGAUAAUCAAGAUGAUAAAGAUACAUUUGAACAAAUCGAGGUUGUGGAUAAUCAGGAACCUGAACAAGAUCCUGAUCAAGACCAGGAUCAAGACCUAGAUCCGACUGAACCGGAAGUGGACCAACAGGAUGCCGAAAUAGACCAACCUGAAGUAGAUCAAUUGAUGGAGGAUUAUCCAGAGGAGGAGUUGCAGGAGAUAGAAAAUAUCCAACCGGAAGUUGAUCAAGUGGAUAGGUCUGAGGUGAGGGUUGAAAAGUCCCCGGAUUUACUGCGGGAUGUCCCUGUGAUUCAGGUGACUUCUACCUCCCAGAAUCAAGCGAGGAAUAAAAAUGGGGAGUAUCAGUUGGUGGAGACGAAGAUUUCGAAUUACGAGCGUGAGGUUAUGACGAGUCCGAAUUCCCGGCCGAUUAGUACCACGCCAACGGACUUGGACUGUAAACUGCCGAGUGUUAAGAGUUUGAAGGAUCAGUAUAUUAAGACGGCGAGUACUGAGGUGACUACACCGACGAGUCCCAAGUUUGAGAAGGGGGAGAUGUCGCAGUUGAAAUCGCUGGAUAUCAUGAAGCAGAUUUCCAAGUUCGAGCAGAUCAGUCCUUCUAAAGAGGAGAGUACGGAAGUGACGGAGAGUUCGUACGUGGAGACGACGGUUGUGGAGACGUCCGUAAAUGGCGACGGGCAGGUGCAGCAGGCCCAACAGGUGGUGCAGAAGAAGAAGACGAAAAAGAAGUCGCGUACGCACGCCAACGAGAAGGAAAAUAUUUCUGUUUGUGAUUUGGAUUCGCGUUUCUACAAUGUUAAUGUUAAAUCGCUGUGUCGAAGUUUUGGCGACUUGACAAAACUCCCCGAGGAGAAUCUCCGCCCUGAGGCGAAUAAUAAAUCCCGGGCCAAGUCGAUGAGCGAUAUUCGCGGGGUGGGCUUGACCGGAAGACACAUUGAGAACGUCUUUAAUGGUGUCAGCGUCAAAGCACUGAAAGAACGUUUCAAUACCCAAACGAAUGAGCAAAGCAUGAGCAAUCUUAGCUGUACACAGACGAUACCAAAACGUGUGUCUACCUACGACCGACAGAAAUCAAGCUUUAGUAAGUUUGAUGCGUUGCAGAAGAAGAAUGUACUGCAUGUUAGAUCCAGCGAUAGCUCCAAAGCUCAAGAGAAGUUUAACGGGAAUCAAGCAGACACAAGCAAUUGUAAAUCCUGCGGAAAGAUCGUCUUCCAAAUGGAGCAAAUGAAAGCCGAGAGGUCCAUAUGGCACAAGAACUGCUUCCGCUGCACGGAAUGCAAUAAACAAUUAACCGUGGAUACUUAUCAAUCCCACGAAGGCACCCUCUACUGCAAACCGCAUUUCAAGGCCCUGUUCGCCCCGAAAGUCGUCGAAGACGACAAAGAUUCCGCUCCACAGAAACCACGUAAGCACGAGCUCAUCAUCCGCGAAAAUCAGCCGGAAGAGUUACCCCCGGAUGUUGUCAGAGCAAGUGAUAAACCAGAUCUUGGCCUAGAAGAACUCCAAUCCCUGAACGUCAAAGAGCGCUUCCAGGUGUUCGAACACCAUCACGAAGAAGAGCACGGCUUGGAGCGUACAUCAUCCACAGUGAACGUCAAACGUUCCCCCUCCAUUCUAUCAAAACUAGCACGUUUCCAAGCCAAAGGCAUGGACAUCGGCGUCGGCGAUGAAUCCCUCAACGGCAUACCGAUCGAGGAAUCAUCCACGGAAGACGAGCAUGAAGUAGAGGAAGAAGAAGACGAAGAUGCGGAUCUCGUCAGGGCAAAGAGGGCGCAACGAGAGAAACCCUUCCACUUCACCGGCAUGUCUGACGUGAAAAAUAAGUGGGAGCACGGCGAGCAGAACGGGAGGGAUGAAAGGCGCGAAGAACGCAAGCAAGAGAUACAAAACAUCCGAAAUCGCUUGUUUAUGGGUAAACAAGGUAAAAUGAAAGAAAUGUAUCAACAAGCAGUGAUGGAGAGCGAAAGUGGAGCGAAUGUCAAGCGUACAGAGACAAUUGAGAAAUCCGACACGGCGAAAUCCAUCAAAGAGAGGUUCGAAAAGGGCGAAGUUGAAGUCAAAUCACGUGGAGGCAAUGGUACCGAUGAUGAGGAGGUCUUCGAAUCGGAAAUUAGCAAAAAGUCGCGGUCCAUCUUCAAGGAGCUAGACGCGAAUGCAACGAAAGCUCCACCGAUGAUUCCUGCUCAGAAAUCAGCCAGUAAGAUAUUUAAUCGGCAAGCAUCUAAUGUCUCAACGAAUGAAUCCGCCGAAGUGGUGAAAUCAACAAUGCAACAGGAAGAUGUCACUGUGCAGACAGCAGCAAUCCAACAGCGCUUCAAGUUCUUCGAGACUUACAGGGAGCCGGAAUUGGAGCGCAAGCGUUUCCGCAUCACGCCGCCACGGGACGGUCAAGUCAAGAUGGAAAGUCCCGAUCGUGAAGUCUAUCGUGAUCCCGAAGUGAUACGCGCUGAGGAACAACCGGAAGACAGCGGUGUGGCCGUUAAGACACAAACAGCGAAGAAGAUGUUGAAUAAAUUCCGCCAGAUGGAGGAGGAUUUGAGUCGGGAUCAAGUGCACAUGGGGCCGAAACCUUUGAAACGCUUCACACCACCGCCGGAGCCUAUCCGUUCAGAGGAAGAGUCUGAGGAAGAAGCUUCUGAGUCUAUGGAUGAGGAAUCCGAUCAGGAACACGAACGGAAUGGUGUUACACCUGACGGGGAUCUGUUGGAAGCGCAGAAGGCGGCGAGGGCGAAGCAAUUACGCGCGAAAUUUGAGAAAUGGGAGGCGAAUGAGAUCAAACGCGAGCAGAAUAAUAGCUCGGUGAAUAUCGUCGAGGAAUUUGGCGAUGAGCAAUCACAAGUUGAAUCAACUAAAUCAUUACGAGCACGUUUUGAAUCAAUGAAGGGCCAACAACGUGAAGAUGCAAAGGUGGCAAGACCUAAAGUCAAUCGAUUCGUGUAAUCGCCGCAAGAACGUCUCCCAAACGCCAAAAAACGCCAACAAAACAAACAAAAUUUCACUCCUUCUGCAAUAUUUAUACCUUAGAAUACGAUUGACAUGAAACUAAGCAAGAAAACGACUGAUAACUAUAAACAAAGUCAGAAAUUCAUCGAAAUCGAAACGUAUCCGUCAUGUCAUCAGAUGUAAAUAGAGACUGUUUGUCGUUAGAGAAAAGAAAAACACAUAAAUUUAAUGUUUUACGUGCCAACACACUGAAAAACUUGAAAAAAACAAACAUUUUAUACAUUUUUAUCGCAAUUAUUUCAUAUAAUUGAUUGUGAGUGAGUUACUUUUUACUCUGUUUAGUUUAUUACUGUUAAUGUGUGUACUUUUCGUAGAAAAACACAAGAUAUUUAAUCGUAGACGUUGUUAAAACUAAAAAAAAAACCGAAAUUCAACUCAACUAAACCACACUACACGAAUACUAUCAAUUAAUUCAACGAGUGACUGACCAUUCUCGCUAGAGAAACAAAAAUUAAAUAAAAUAUAUACAAUUAGUUUAGAUUUAGUCAUCAAUCAUUUAGCAAGAUUUAUAAAAUUUGCUAAAUAUAGGUGUUACGAUUAAAUUUAUUAUGAAAUUUGUGCCAAUAUGUUAAAUUUUAAAUUUUAGCCUUGCCCCUGACUAUUUAUUAUUAAACAUUAACAUUGAUAAUGAUAUCUAAAUGUUUUUUGCGAAGUGUUUUCACGUUUAGUUUACUCGGAAGACUUGAGAUUUCUAUAAAAAUCGAUAAAACUAUAAAUAUACCUUGUACUUAUAUGAUAGAUAUACCAAAAAUAAGCAAAACCAGCGAUGUUAUCGUUUCGUAUUCAUUUUACUACGAUUAUUAUGAUUAUUAUUAUAUUAUACACUCGAAUAUGUUAACGAAGUAAUAAAUAAAUGAAUAAUGAAUGAAUAAA
Dalotia coriaria is the source of this 4966-nucleotide messenger RNA. Its product is annotated as TATA element modulatory factor. Gene Ontology annotation, biological process: actin filament bundle assembly. The record is from RefSeq and is a predicted model, not a curated record. Gene Ontology annotation, cellular component: actin cytoskeleton; plasma membrane. Bases 371 to 4030 code for a protein of 1219 amino acids. Lineage: Eukaryota; Metazoa; Arthropoda; Insecta; Coleoptera; Staphylinidae. Gene Ontology annotation, molecular function: actin filament binding. The transcript has 18 exons.